This is a messenger RNA of Dinoponera quadriceps, 2244 nucleotides long. Its product is annotated as dnaJ protein homolog 1-like. Lineage: Eukaryota; Metazoa; Arthropoda; Insecta; Hymenoptera; Formicidae. Gene Ontology annotation, cellular component: cytosol. Gene Ontology annotation, biological process: negative regulation of transcription by RNA polymerase II. Bases 145 to 1200 code for a protein of 351 amino acids. The record is from RefSeq and is a predicted model, not a curated record. The transcript is spliced from 2 exons. Gene Ontology annotation, molecular function: protein-folding chaperone binding.
UCCGCGACAGUCAGUACGCGGCUGGAGGUGAUUGGAUUUGUUCGUGAUUAUCGACAAUAUUCCGGCCUGUGCAAGCUCAAUUCUUCGUGCGAGUGAAACGUGGUGCUUGAAGAGUGAUUAACGGAAUAGAACGACAGCACCGAGAUGGGAAAGGACUAUUACAAGAUACUUGGUAUCGCCAAGGGAGCGAGCGACGAGGAGAUAAAGAAGGCAUAUAGGAAGCUAGCCUUGCGAUAUCAUCCUGAUAAAAACAGAAGUGCCGGCGCCGAGGAGAAGUUCAAGGAAAUAGCCGAGGCGUACGAGGUGCUGUCAGACGCCAAGAAGAGGGAGGUCUACGACAAAUUCGGCGAGGAAGGCCUCAAGGGAGGCGCCUCGGCUGGCGGAGGCGGAGGAGGCGCUACGUAUACCUUCCACGGUGAUCCCAGGGCGACCUUCGCGCAGUUCUUCGGCUCAGCCACUCCGUUCCACAAUCUGUUCGAGUUCGCCGGCAACCGGGGAUUUGGCUUCCAUGACGACGACAUGGACAUCGAUAUGGAUCCCUUCGGGCUGGGUAUGGGCCCACCGCGGCCACCUGGUCAGGGUGGCGCCUUCAGGUCGCACUCGUUUAACUUUGCGAGCCCGAACACCGGCAAAGCGGCUGGGAAGGACCGCGCGCAGGAUCCGGCGAUCGAGCAUGAUUUGUAUAUCAGCUUGGAGGAAAUCCUCCGGGGUUGCACGAAGAAGAUGAAGAUUUGCAGACGGGCGAUACAACCGGACGGCAGCACUAAGAAGGAGGACAAGCUGCUGACCAUCAACGUGAAGCCAGGCUGGAAGGCUGGCACAAAAAUCACCUUUCAGAAGGAGGGGGAUCAGUCUCCGAGGAGGGAGCCGGCGGACAUUGUCUUUAUCAUCAGGGACAAGCCGCAUCCGCUCUUCAGGAGAGAAGGCAGUGACAUUAGAUACACGUGUAAAUUGAGCUUGAAGCAGGCUUUAUGCGGUGCUAUUAUCGAAGUUCCUACCUUAACCGGCGAGAAGAUACCCUUGAAUCUGACGAGAGACAUCGUCAAGCCGAAUACGGUCAAGAGGUUCCAAGGACACGGUCUACCUUUCCCUAAAGAACCGUCGCGGAAGGGCGAUCUGCUCGUGUCGUUCGACAUCAAAUUCCCCGAGACUCUGACGCAAAGCGCCAAGGAUAUACUGUACGACACGCUACCCAAUUGAUUUCUCGCAUAAUCCAUCAAAUAUUGCGAACGGACGAUAUAUCGACACAUUCGGACACCUCGAAAUCAUACCGAUCGGCAGGAAGUUUCGUGUACGUUCUAGCACACGAAGACGACGAACGGAAGAAGCGAUUCUUCAACAUCCUUUGCGUCCGUGCACGUCCGUAGAGGCAAGAUUAAACAGGACAGUUCUUUUUAUUUCGACAUUUUCCCCCUUUCCAUGUAAAAAUUUGUUUCACUUCCCGCCAAUUAAAAUUUGAUAUACACUUUGCCUCUACCUGACGUAACGUCAAGCCGAAUAGAUGGACUUUGGGGACGAAUAUAUAUAUAUACACACAUAUUAAAUUAUACGAUUAUAUAUUAUAUAGAGAGAAUCUCUCUUUCUCUCUCUCUGUCUGUCUGCUGUACUACUAAUUCAUAUGACUGUCACGUCAAAAUUCACUUCUUUUUCCUCUAUUAUAUGCACGCAUAUGUACGCGCGCGCGCGAGAGAGAGAAAGAGAGAACAAAUUACGAAUAGGUGUGCGUAUGCCUCGAGGUGUGUAUGUGCGUACGUGCAUGUGUAUGUGUGUGUGUGUGCGUGUGUGUGUCGCGUAUGCGUGAAAUGUACGAAGACUGUAAGACACGCGUAAGUGCAAUAUCGGAAAAUAAAAGCGUUUCACUUUAUUGAAGUUCAUGCACGCGCGAUACGACGCAUGAAGUGAAAAAAAUUACGCUAAUAUACACAGCCCGGAAAUGAACAAAUGGAGGAAAAGAAAAGAAACGAUGAAACGGAAGUUUCGGAUAUUGCUUUCUCGACGGUCUUGGUACGGGGUCGUGUUCGGUUUUUUUUCUUUUCUCGCACAUAUAAAUCUCUGUAAUGAGGAGGAAUUCUUGUUUAUAUUAAGUGUUAAGGCAGAAUCACUAGCGCACGCAUCGGCGCGAUUGUAACACGUUUAUAACGUCGAGCCACAUGUCCUGUUACGUAACGUGCUCCUAAGUUUAAUGGUUGAUUAAUUAUUUGUACGCAAAAUAAUACGAAGGUUACUAAGUUACACGAUACAACA